This is a messenger RNA of Penicillium griseofulvum, 1233 nucleotides long. Its product is annotated as aminoalcoholphosphotransferase. The coding region runs from base 1 to 1233 and encodes 410 amino acids. The transcript has 7 exons. Gene Ontology annotation, biological process: phospholipid biosynthetic process. Lineage: Eukaryota; Fungi; Ascomycota; Eurotiomycetes; Eurotiales; Aspergillaceae. Gene Ontology annotation, molecular function: phosphotransferase activity, for other substituted phosphate groups. Gene Ontology annotation, cellular component: membrane. The record is from RefSeq and is a predicted model, not a curated record.
AUGGUUUACAUUCGGCAACAUGAAUUGGCGAAUCUGAAGAACUACAAAUAUGUUGGAGUCGACCACUCGCCUGUUAGUCGGUUUAUUCUCAAGCCGUUCUACAACAAAUGUGUGAUUCCCUGCUUCCCUAUGGGUAUGGCACCCAAUGCCAUCACCCUCAGCGGAUUCAUGUUCGUGGUAAUUAAUUUCCUCACCGUUAUGUGGUACAACCCGAACUUGGAUACGGACUGCCCGCCCUGGGUCUACGCCAGUUGCGCGAUUGGGUUGUUCCUAUACCAGACCUUCGAUGCCGUAGAUGGCAUGCAAGCACGGAGGACGAGACAGAGUGGCCCACUGGGCGAACUCUUUGAUCACAGUGUCGAUGCAUGCAAUACCGGUCUCAGCGUCUUGGUCUUCGCAGCGGCAAUGAACAUGGGCCAGUCCUGGAUGACCUUCAUCGCUCUAUUUGGCUCAACGAUGACCUUCUACGUCCAAACCUGGGAUGAAUACUACACGCAAAUCCUCACAUUGGGCGUGGUUUCUGGCCCUGUCGAGGGCAUCCUCACGCUGUGCGUCGUCUACCUCUUCACCGCCUACAUGGGCGGCGGCAGCUUCUGGAAUCAGGGCAUGCUGGAGACCAUCGGCGUAUCGAAGCCCAGCUUCCUCGCAAGAUGGGUGUACGACAUGCCAUUCACGCAGUGGUAUCUCGUGUAUGGCUCCAUCAUGCUCUGCUUCGCCAUCGGCUCGAGUAUCAUGCACGUCAUGAAGGUGCGUCGCGAGCGAGGCCAGGACCCCUUCUCGCCGCUCUAUGGCCUCCUGCCCUUGGCGGUUAUCUGGACUCUCAUUCCCGCCUACCUAUACCUUCAGCCGGUGAUUUUGAGAAACUACACCAUUCCCUUCGGUCUGUUUGUGAGUCUCAUCACUGCCUACUCUGUCGGCCGCAUUAUCAUCGGCCACCUCACUCAGACUAGUUUCCCCUAUCAAAAUGUCCUGCUGUACCCGCUCGCUCUGGGUGUUUUGGACAGCGCGGGUGCGCUGAUCGGCCUAUGGUCCGCUCCCGUGCUUGGGUAUGGCGUUGGGCAGGUGGCAUUCGUCUUCGGGUGCCUGGGACUGGCCAUCGGUGUAUACGGUAGCUUUGUGUUUGACAUUAUCACCACGAUAUGCGAUUACCUCGAUAUCUGGUGCCUCACAAUCAAGUACCCAUUCGUCGAGGAGACCGAGCGCAAGAGCGGUGUGUCGAAGAAGACCAAGUAA